Nothoprocta perdicaria is the source of this 3680-nucleotide messenger RNA. It is a transcript of the gene CTSD, whose product is annotated as cathepsin D. Gene Ontology annotation, cellular component: lysosome. The record is from RefSeq and is a predicted model, not a curated record. Bases 185 to 1387 code for a protein of 400 amino acids. Gene Ontology annotation, biological process: proteolysis. Gene Ontology annotation, molecular function: aspartic-type endopeptidase activity. Lineage: Eukaryota; Metazoa; Chordata; Aves; Tinamiformes; Tinamidae. The transcript is spliced from 9 exons.
CCCCGCCGAUCACAUGACGCCGAGUUGCAAUUUUAGACCGUCAGCUGACCUGAAAAUCCCUGGAUAAGGGGGGGCCCUGCCGCGCUCGGCCCUUCCUUCAAAAGCCCCUGGCGUGGCGGCGCGGGCUGCCGCAGCACGAGCCCCCCGGGCUGCAUCCCGCUCCGCGACGCAUCCUGCGCGCGCCAUGGCCCCCCUCGGCCUCCCGCUGCUGCUGCUGCUGCUGCUCUGCGCCGCGGCACCCGCGCCCGCGCUCAUCAGAAUCCCACUGAAGCGGUUCCCCUCCACGCGGCGGGUGCUCACCGAGGUGGGCAGCGGCGUCCCCGACCUCGCCGCCGCCACCCAGUUCCUGCAGCACAAGCUGGGCUUUGCCCAGACUGGGGGGCCCACGCCGGAGAUCCUGAAGAACUACAUGGACGCGCAGUACUACGGUGAGAUCGGCAUUGGCACCCCGCCGCAGAAGUUCACCGUGGUCUUCGACACCGGCUCCUCCAACCUGUGGGUGCCCUCCGUGCACUGUCACCUGCUGGACAUCGCCUGCCUGCUGCACCACAAGUACGAUGCCUCCAAAUCCAGCACCUACGUGGAGAACGGAACUGAUUUCGCCAUCCAUUAUGGGACUGGGAGCCUCUCUGGGUACCUCAGCCAGGACACCGUGACGCUGGGUGACUUGAAAAUCAAGAAUCAGAUAUUUGGGGAGGCAGUGAAGCAGCCAGGCAUCACCUUCAUUGCUGCCAAGUUCGAUGGCAUCCUGGGCAUGGCAUUUCCAAAGAUCUCUGUGGACAAGGUCACCCCUUUCUUCGAUAACAUCAUGCAGCAGAAGCUGAUUGAGAAAAACAUCUUCUCCUUCUACCUGAACAGGGACCCCACAGCUCAGCCUGGCGGGGAGCUGCUCCUGGGAGGCACUGACCCCAAGUACUACAGCGGCGACUUCAGCUGGGUGAACGUCACGCGCAAAGCCUACUGGCAGGUCCACAUGGACGCGGUGGACGUCGCCAACGGGCUCACCCUGUGCAAAGGGGGCUGCGAGGCCAUCGUGGACACGGGCACCUCGCUCAUCACCGGCCCCACGAAGGAGGUGAAGGAGCUGCAGAAGGCCAUCGGCGCCAAGCCUCUCAUCAAAGGCGAGUACGUGAUCCCCUGCGAAAAGGUGUCCUCCCUGCCUGUGAUCACGCUCACACUGGGAGGGAAGCCCUACCAGCUCACCGGGGAGCAGUAUGUCUUCAAGGUUUCUGCCCAGGGGGAGACCAUCUGCCUGAGUGGAUUUUCAGGCCUGGAUGUCCCACCCCCCGGGGGCCCCCUCUGGAUCCUGGGUGAUGUCUUCAUCGGUCCCUACUACACCGUUUUUGACCGUGAUAACGACUCUGUUGGCUUUGCCAAAUGCGUCUAAGCGCCUGACCCACACUGCCUCUGCCACACACACACUUACACACACACACGGGAGCUGUAGAGAAUGAUUCCCAGGAUUAGAAACCCAGGGGGAUGAGGAAAAAAAAUAGAAAUGGAGCUAGAUAUAAAUUUACACGGAAAAUAAUCAUUAUUAGUGCUCUGCUAGCUACUUUUUCCCCUCUGUUGAGUAUGUGGUGCUGGGACAGCUCUAGUUGACAACUCCAGCUAGAGUAGCUCCUUGCUUUACUCUUAGAUCUUCCAGUAUUUGUUUUUAAUAUUGAUUCUCCAAGCUGAGCAAUGCCCUCCCAUGUCUCCCAGCACUGGUCUCGUUACUGGAGAGGCAGCUUGCCGGAGCUGUCUGGCAAUGCCAGCAUUCCUGCAGAGAAGCUGUGCGGGUGCUCUUGGGUUUGGGCUUCUGCGCUGGGGGAGAGGGAAGGCAAAAACUACCCUACAUGUUCUUUAUUUCUUCCUCUUUUUCACCAAUGAAGUGGGGGAGUGGGGGGUGCAUAGAGUUGGUCUUGAUCACUCCUGUGAUACUGCUGAGGCAGCAAUUGCUGGAUCACUUCUCAGUGAACUUGUGCUAGCUUAAUCCUGAAAGCGUGCUUCCUGGGCUGGAGCUGAGGGGGAACUUUCAGCGGGCACAAGGGACGUUUUAAAGUCUAAAAGCUCUGGCUGUGUGUUUUUGUGUUGUGACAACACGAGGGAGAGGUGAGGUGUGAUCGAGCCAUGCCUGGUCUGAGGCUCUCACAGACCUAUCGGGGCAGGGAUUUGUUGGGGGGCUCCUACCAGUAGGAGUCUUCAUGGAGUAAGAAUUCAAUGGGGGUAAGGCUAGGGUUUAAUAGAAGUUGUUUGAAUUCAUGUUCUCAAAGGCCCAGCUUUAAGUUUAGGGCUGAGCAAACCAGUUUGAGCAAAGAGUUGAUAUAAAUGCUCUUGAGUUGAGCAAACUUCUCCCAGUUUUUCCAAACCUCAGAACUUUGUAAUCUCAUCUGGAGCUAGUGAGUUGCACAUAAUGUUUCCCAAAGCAGCUAAGUAGCCUACAAGCCUAAAUCACAUUGAUUAGAUGUGAUUUGUGAUCAAUGCUAUCUAGUUGUUUGUAAGUCACAUAAGAGCUUUUGGAAACGUUAUUCAUAGUGUUCUGAAUUGCUCAGAAUUCAAGAGACAGUUGGCAGAAGCGAGUCAGCAAGUCUUCCAGGCAGGAGGGUACCAUGGAGGCUUCUGAAUUUUCAUUCGCUCUUUUUAUCACUUCCCAGUCCUGAAACCUAACUCACCUUCAGUACCCUCCAUACAUUGUGCUAUAGUUUCUGUAUUAACAUUAUUGAGAACUAUGUUCGUUUGCAUUGUUUGUUAUAGAAUAAGUGAGGCACAUUCCCUGCUUUGGUCACUUUGUAGCUGAAGGAUUUAGCUGUGCAUAUAGGUCUGCAUUUUGCUCCUGGAGAGCCAAGACCUGUGUAUAUGGAGCCAUCCACUUCCCUGGGCUGGAAUCAGUAGACAUACACUGCAGGAGCAAGGAGACAACAGCAGCUGAAAGGGGAUAAAGUGAAUUUUAAGCAACACUGCAAAGCAGAAGAGAGGGUUUUUCAAGGGUCUGAGGACAGCAAGCAGAUAGUCUGCAAAUGUCCCCUUUCCCCAUCCUGUGCAGCUCAUCAGUUUGACAUUAUUGCCAUUACUCCUCCCUUGGAGGGGUCUGGCUUGGCCAGCAGGGAUGGGCCUGAGCACACAUCUGCUCUGUGCUUCCCCAGCAUGAUAAAUCAGCUGCCUCUUCAUAGUCCUCACCUGCAACCUUGUAUGUGGAAGCCUAGAGGCAUCUGUUGCAGACUGGGGAUCUGGCUAGAGAACAGUAGCACGUUAUAUAUAUAAAAAAAAAAUCAAACACAGAUGCUCAGCACUCUCCAGAGAACCCAGUUUCCAAAUUGAUUAAAUGCCCAGAGCUCUUCAAAGUUCUGCUAAAUUCUCCCACAGCUGCAGAGUUUAUCCAAAGCAGUGACUGAGACAGAGACAGUUUCUCAGGUACCCGUUAAUCUGACUUGAUGUGGGGGGAUGGCCUGGCGUGGAGUAGACUGCGGGUUUUUCAUCUGAUUUAGCCCCUGGCAGGAUGUACAGUGUAGCCUAAAAACAAGCCAUCCUACAGCAAUUCUGUGGAAUGUACAAUGCCUUACGCUGUACAUGUUGUAGCCUCUUUGCAGUAACCUAAUGCUGGGCUGGUUGCUGUCCCCAGGCAGGCAGGACACUUCUGUCUGAGGAAAGACUAUGGCCCCAAAUGAUGCCCUAAAUGACAUAUCUUAGCAUAGGCUGGA